Messenger RNA from Etheostoma spectabile (orangethroat darter), 2811 nucleotides. RefSeq names its product gonadotropin-releasing hormone II receptor. The record is from RefSeq and is a predicted model, not a curated record. Gene Ontology annotation, biological process: cellular response to hormone stimulus; G protein-coupled receptor signaling pathway. Gene Ontology annotation, molecular function: G protein-coupled receptor activity; protein-hormone receptor activity; peptide binding. Lineage: Eukaryota; Metazoa; Chordata; Actinopteri; Perciformes; Percidae. Gene Ontology annotation, cellular component: plasma membrane. The transcript is spliced from 3 exons. Bases 198 to 1457 code for a protein of 419 amino acids.
CUGUCUCUCUGUCAGCCACUGUAUCACUCACACAGAAAUAAUCUUAAAGUCUUCUUAUGCAAAUCAAUGCCGAUAACUAUUUUUGCACCAACUUCACGCAAAAGUGCUUAUGUGUAUGUUUUUUGCAUUAUCUCCCUGUGCCACCACCAGCCUCCAUGUAGCUGGACAAACGCUGACUACUUGGUGAGGGUCAUAAAAUGAACGCCUCAUGCUGUGAUCCUGCAGUCAUCAUGUAUCAGCAGAGCUCAGGAUUUGACCUCAAUGCCAGCUGUGACUGGCUGACCGCUCCCUGUAACAGGACAUCGGUGGACAGAGCUCUGCAGCUGCCCACCUUUUCUACAGCGGCCCAAGUCAGAGUGAUCAUUACCUUCAUUCUGUGUGGCAUUGCCACAUUCUGCAAUUUGGCUGUGCUGUGGACUGUCAAUGGCCACAAGCGCAAAUCCCACGUCCGCGUGCUGAUAAUCAACCUGACUGCGGCCGAUCUCUUGGUUACUUUCAUCGUGAUGCCUGUGGACGCAGUGUGGAACAUCACAGUUCAGUGGCUGGCCGGAGACCUGGCCUGCAGAUUUCUGAUGUUCCUCAAGCUGCAGGCCAUGUACUCCUGUGCCUUUGUCACAGUGGUGAUUAGUCUGGACAGGCAGUCGGCCAUCCUCAGCCCUCUGACAAUCAGCAUGGCCCGCAAAAGAAACCGAGUCAUGCUGAUGGUGGCGUGGACUAUGAGCGCCCUGUUCUCAAUCCCUCAGAUGUUCAUUUUUCAUAAUGUGACCAUCACAUAUCCAGCCAACUUUACUCAGUGCACAACUAGGGGGAGCUUUGUCACUCACUGGCAGGAAACAGCCUACAACAUGUUCACCUUCUCUUUCCUCUUCCUGCUGCCGCUGGUCAUUAUGAUUGUCUGCUACACCAGGAUCUUCAUCCAGAUCUCCAAACGGAUGAGGAAAAAUAACUCGUCCUCAAACGAGCCACAUCUCCGUUGCUCAAAGAACAACAUCCCCAAAGCUAGAAUGAGAACUCUGAAAAUGAGCAUCGUCAUAGUGAUCUGCUUCAUCGUCUGCUGGACUCCCUACUACCUGUUGGGUUUGUGGUACUGGUUCUUCCCCGACGACCUGGAGGGGAAAGUCUCCCACUCCCUCACCCACAUCCUUUUCAUCUUUGGGCUUUUCAACGCCUGCCUGGACCCGAUCAUCUACGGCCUGUUCACCAUGCGCUUCCGCAGGGGGCGAAGGAGCUGCCACUGCAACGCCACAGUGAUGUCAGACCUGGAAACUAAGGCCACCAUAAGGAAAUGUACAGCCACUGCUCUGCCCUAUGAAAAGAGGAUAGUUACUGAUGAGAAAGACAGAAGCUGUCAGGCUCCUCUGAAGGGAGAGAUCCUUGUCAUUUCAGCGCUGAGAGUACAAAAUAAUCCGAAAACAGAACAGAACCAGGAUCUUGACACUGCUAAUAGAACUGCUUAACCAAUUUCACCUGUUUCAGGGUUGUCUGUAGCCUUGGAAACAGAUAAAUCUGCCAGCUCGUGUGUUUCAUCUGCUCUGGCAGAGGAGCUUGGUCCUCCUGUCGGUCGGGCAGAUUUCCAGCCGACCACAUCUAGGUCGGUCCAAUUCCAGCCUUAGUGCUUUGUUUUUGGCUCGUGCCCCCUCGCCCAGGGAAAAACAGGGAGCAGAAACCGAGCUAAGUAAAGAGGAGCGUCGUUGAGGCAUUUUCAACGGAUGUGGAACGUUCUGUUGAAGUGCAAUUUUAAAAUUCUGAUGGCAACGCAUGUUAACACACAUGUCGAUGCUACACUGUCACAGCUCAUCUCUGCAUGCUAUAGUCUGUUUCCAUUUUUUGUUGCGCUGAUUGGAUGUAGGACCGUCCAGCUGGUCCGGAGGGAAAUGACUUGAGAGGUUCAGUCCAACACCUAACAUGCAUUUGCAGAAUAAGUCUGAAAACAUAAAAUAUCCAUCACCUAGACGUGUCUUUAUGUUUGUGGUGCUCCAGGGUGUUCAUCUUACUUAAAGCUUAUAUAACAUCUUUUCAACACACGAAAUAUGUUCGGAGCUGUGUGUUGCUUUGUGUGUUGUGUAAGUGGCUCCUAAAAACAAGUCUCCCAUACACAUUUACCAGGGUCAGGACUAAAGAAAGAAAAGAGGACAGUUUGUCAGGUUACACAACAGUACUGUUGCAUGUGGUUACACACUCAUAUCAGAUUCAGAUUCAUUGUUUGUUGUCCUAUACAGAGGGAACACAUAUUUAAUACUUGAAACUGGUAAUAUCCAAAAACGGAGCACAAGCAGACAAGCACAUUACAAUAUACAAGUCUGUUACCGUGUGCCCAGGUUGUUUAGGGCGGAGAUGGCAGCCGUGUCUGAAAGGAAGCUUUAAAUGACUGUUGGGGUUUCUGAGGUUGAGAGCUUUUGUUUGCAGCCACAGGACCACAAAACAAAACCCGAAGAUUUACAGAUGCUUUAUCCUGUCCAUCAUUUCAUAGUAGGAAAAUGUUACCAAGGAUUUUAAUCAUGUAAUCACGUCAUUCAUGACAGUGUGACAGUGACUCAGCAUGCACAAUGACUAGUGUUGGGUACCGAAACCCGGUUCCACAAUGGAACUGGUUACAAUCGGUAGGAAUCGGACUGGAUUAGAACGUAAAUUCCACUUCUUCAUUUCGGUUCCACUUAAUAUAUCGACUGAAAUAUUUUCCCUCUGUUGCUCCGAAAUGGGCGUAAAAUCAUCACCGUUUCUCUGUGGUCUACCGUGAGCUAGCUACUGUAAACGUAAGCUGCUUUUAAAAUGCCGUGUUUUCUCUCUGGGCUCUGGUUCAGAGGCGUAGCA